AGAUGGUUGUGCCAAAUUUAUAAUACAAUGAGAGUGUCAAAAGUAUUAACGUUGGCUAGUUUCAUAUCAGUCUGCUCGUAUUCAGAAGCAAAAUCCAACGAAACUGAUCCGAAUGGAUAUAUUGUGUUUUGUCCGUGCAUGGGUAGAUUUGGCAACCAAGUUGACCAAUUUCUCGGUGUUCUUGCAUUUGCAAAAGCUCUCGAUAGAACACUAGUACUACCCAAUUUCAUCGAAUUCAAGCAUCCUGAAACGAAGAUGAUUCCGUUUGAAUUCUUGUUUCAAGUGGGCACAGUCGCAAAGUACACCCGAGUAGUCACCAUGCAAGAAUUCACAAAAAAGAUCAUGCCAACAGUGUGGCCCCCAGAAAAGCGGAAAGCAUUUUGUUGGACUCCGCGUCAAGCGAUCUACGAUAAAUCUGCAGAACCAGGAUGCCAUUCGAAAGAGGGUAACCCCUUUGGACCUUAUUGGGAUCAAAUUGAUGUUUCAUUUGUUGGCGAUGAGUAUUUCGGAGAUAUUCCUGGAGGAUUCGAUUUGAAUCAAAUGGGAAGCAGAAAGAAAUGGCUAGAAAAGUUUCCGUCGGAAGAGUACCCCGUUUUGGCAUUUUCCAGUGCUCCAGCUCCAUUUCCUUCCAAAGGAAAAGUCUGGUCUAUUCAGAAAUAUUUAAGAUGGUCCUCACGAAUUACCGAACAAGCCAAGAAAUUCAUUUCGGCCAACUUGGCAAAACCUUUUGUCGCUGUUCAUUUAAGGAAUGACGCUGAUUGGGUACGAGUUUGUGAGCACAUUGAUACAACUACGAAUCGGCCAUUGUUUGCCUCGGAACAGUGUCUUGGCGAGGGGCAUCAUCUGGGCACACUUACCAAAGAAAUAUGCUCACCGAGCAAACAACAAAUUUUAGAGCAGAUCGUUGAAAAAGUGGGAUCAAUUGGAGCAAAGUCGGUGUUCGUAGCAAGCGACAAAGAUCAUAUGAUAGAUGAAAUAAACGAGGCUUUGAAGCCAUAUGAGAUCGAAGCUCAUCGUCAAGAACCUGAUGACAUGUACACAUCACUUGCCAUCAUGGGAAGGGCUGACUUGUUUGUUGGAAAUUGCGUCUCCACAUUUUCACAUAUUGUAAAACGAGAACGAGAUCAUGCUGGACAAUCUCCAAGACCUUCUGCAUUUUUUGGAAUCCGGGCGGUCAAAAGACAUAUCGAUUUGUGAUCUAAUAUUUUCUACUUAGAUCUCCAAAAGUUUGUGAUACACUAACAAUUGUAACUUUAUUAUUACUUAAUAAAACAACUAGUCAUG
Molecule: messenger RNA, 1284 nt
Organism: Caenorhabditis elegans
Lineage: Eukaryota; Metazoa; Nematoda; Chromadorea; Rhabditida; Rhabditidae
Gene: pfut-1
Product: GDP-fucose protein O-fucosyltransferase 1
Biological process (GO): Notch signaling pathway; protein O-linked glycosylation via fucose
Cellular component (GO): endoplasmic reticulum
Molecular function (GO): peptide-O-fucosyltransferase activity
Source: RefSeq, marked reviewed